AUGUCUUCGUCUCCCAAGAACCAAAAACCUGAGAUUGAGCAGAUAUCUCAUUACUCCUCUGACGAUGAUCUGAUGUCAGUGGAUGAUGACAUCUUUAACGAAAAGCCCACGUUGACCCUCCCUGUCAUUAAAAACUAUUUCGCUACACGACUCACGACUUUGUUUGACUUGCCAGUUUACCAUCAAGACAAGAGAUGGUAUGAGCUCAUGAAUCCUAUUCCCGCCUUGAGAGAAAUGACAUUGAGAGAUUGGAAUUACUAUGGGUUGGGAUGGUUUGGCUGGGUCUUGGACGCCAUGGACUUUUUCUGCGUGUCUGUUGCUUUACCUGAAAUCGCAGUCAGUUUGAAUUCGACUGUGGCUGAUAUCACUUGGGGUGUCACUGUUGUUUUGAUGCUUAGGGCUAUUGGUGCUAUAUCUUUUGGAAUAGCCUC
Lodderomyces theae is the source of this 431-nucleotide messenger RNA. RefSeq lists its product as uncharacterized. The annotation marks the transcript as partial. NCBI's taxonomy places the organism in Eukaryota, Fungi, Ascomycota, Pichiomycetes, Serinales, Debaryomycetaceae. The transcript has a single exon. Gene Ontology annotation, biological process: plasma membrane lactate transport. The record is from RefSeq and is a predicted model, not a curated record. Gene Ontology annotation, molecular function: secondary active monocarboxylate transmembrane transporter activity. Gene Ontology annotation, cellular component: plasma membrane.